Molecule: messenger RNA, 412 nt
Organism: Calypte anna (Anna's hummingbird)
Lineage: Eukaryota; Metazoa; Chordata; Aves; Apodiformes; Trochilidae
Gene: C7H2orf66
Product: chromosome 7 C2orf66 homolog
Exons: 4
Coding region: 49-354 (101 amino acids)
Source: RefSeq, a predicted model, not a curated record
CUAACCAAGAAGAGCCAAAUUCACUGGUGGUCUGCUCAUCUCUUCAGCAUGUGGAAGGUGGUGCUGCUGGGUCUGUACACAGUGCUGGCCAUGAGGGGACUGGCAAAGGGUGCUCCUUUCCACCCAGAGGAAAAAUGGAAACCACUAGAUAAUCCUAGAAACAGAGACCUGUUUUUCAGAACCCUCCAGGCUUAUUUUUCGGGCAGGGGUCUUGAUCUCAGAAAGUUCCCAGCCACUUUCACUCUGAACAAUGAAGGACCAAGGCCUCUCAUGUUCUACUCAGAUCCUAUUGCUUCUGCAUUUGCAGAUUAUGAAGAAAGGAGAAAUUCUUUUCCAAGUUAUUUCAAAGGCUGAAAGAUGCUGCUGAGCAAGGCAUUAACUUUUGAACUUCAUGGGAAGUGGUAACCAUCAC